AUGUCACAGAUUGCUGCUGCUGAAACACUAUUUGUUCGAUGCUUUUCUUCAAAUCGGCGUCACCGGCAAUCAUCUUCUUUAACAACAGGUUCAAGAGUAUCCUAUCAAGUAACUCAAACAGAUGUUUCAAUCAAUGAAUUACGUGCUAAUAUGGCCAUGACUGCCUUAAAAAAAAAUUCAAUGUCCAUUGCUGCAUCAUUACCACCAACACACGAUUCUUUAUUUUAUCACUGUUUACGUGUCUCAAGACAAGUUCAAAUAUGGUUACAAGCACCUGAUGGUUACAUUAAAUAUCCUGCUUUAGAAGAUAGCGGAUACCAAAUGAUUGAUGGUCAUCUGCAAGUUCAAUGGACAUCCAAGUUACCAUUUCCUAAUGAUCGACAACUGUCUUGCUGUGGAAAACACAAAGGACAGUGCACUAGAUGUAUAUGUAUUGUAAAUCAAUUACCAUGCACUAUAUUCUGUCAAUGUCCUGCUGAUUGUUCAAACCGAAAAUUGAUUCACACUGCUACAUCAAAUUCACAAACAAUAAUAGUGAGUUCAUUAUUUUGUUUUUCUAACAAUCAAAUAUGGGACUGA
This is a messenger RNA of Rotaria sp. Silwood1, 579 nucleotides long. NCBI's taxonomy places the organism in Eukaryota, Metazoa, Rotifera, Eurotatoria, Philodinida, Philodinidae. The record is from the annotation of a GenBank genome assembly.